CUCUCUACUCAUAUAGAGUAGGGCGAGUAGGGCUUGUUUGUGUGAGGUUGUGUCUCCUCAAACAUAGGUUACACAACCCACGUCAAUUCCGUGACAUAACUUAAAAAAACCAAAAAAAUUAUAAAACUAGUAAAAAUCCCAGAAAAAAAAUCGAAAAAUCUGUGAAAAUUAACGUGAAACAAGUUGACUUAAGUGCGUGUGGUCUUGAACCUACAACGUGGGCAUUCUGGAAGGACUGAAGCUAGCCAUUUUCUUGGAAGAAAGGUUUCGCAGAUUGAAAGUGUGUUGUAUUGUAAUAUUAGCUUCUGUGGUAAAAUAUAUAUAACUUCACCCAAAAAUGAAUCCAGGUGGCCCCAAUUACCCUAUGGCCUCUUUGUAUGUUGGCGAUUUGCACCAUGAUGUCACGGAGGCCAUGCUGUUUGAAAAAUUUUCAACGGCAGGGCCUGUACUUUCAAUUCGGGUUUGUAGGGACAUGAUUACCCGCAGAUCCCUGGGAUAUGCGUACGUCAACUUUCAGCAACCAGCAGAUGCCGAGCGAGCUCUGGACACCAUGAAUUUUGACAUGAUAAAAGGGCGCCCUAUUCGCAUCAUGUGGUCACAGCGUGAUCCAUCGCUUCGCAAAUCCGGUGUUGGUAACGUUUUCAUAAAAAACUUGGAUAAAAGUAUUGAUAAUAAGGCCAUGUACGACACGUUCUCAGCAUUUGGAAACAUCUUGAGUUGUAAGGUAGCUCAAGAUGAAACCGGAGCAUCAAAAGGAUACGGAUUCGUCCACUUUGAGACAGAAGAAGCUGCCACGAAAUCCAUCGAGAAAGUUAAUGGAAUGCUGUUAAAUGGAAAGAAAGUAUUUGUCGGCAAGUUUGUUCCACGCAAGGAGCGUGAGAAGGAGCUAGGAGAGAAGGCUAAGCUCUUCACAAAUGUCUACAUUAAAAACUUUGGUGAGGACUUCAAUGACGAACUGUUGCGAGAGAUGUUUGAGAAAUAUGGCCAGAUCACUAGCCACAAGGUUAUGAGCAAAGAUGAUGGGAAGUCCCGUGGUUUUGGUUUUGUUGCAUUUGAAGAACCAGAAGAUGCUGAAAGGGCCGUAGACGAGCUUAAUGGCAAAGAACUAAUUGAAGGCAAGCCUUUGUAUGUCGGCCGUGCCCAGAAGAAAGCUGAGCGCCAACAAGAGCUUAAACGCAAGUUUGAACAACUUAAGAUUGAACGACUUAACCGCUACCAAGGAGUAAACCUGUAUGUAAAGAACCUGGAUGACACUAUUGAUGAUGAACGUCUCCGUAAGGAGUUCACUCCAUAUGGAACCAUUACCAGUGCCAAGGUGAUGCUGGAGGAAGGCCGCAGCAAGGGAUUUGGCUUCGUGUGCUUCUCGUCUCCAGAGGAAGCUACAAAGGCUGUAACAGAGAUGAAUGGCCGGAUUGUUGGCACCAAGCCGCUGUAUGUUGCACUCGCUCAGCGCAAGGAAGAUCGCAAGGCACAUCUGGCUUCACAGUACAUGCAGCGGAUGGCCAACAUGCGUAUGCAACAGAUGGGAACGCAAAUGUUCCAGCCUGGUGGUGCAGGUGGCUACUUCGUACCAACAUUGCCUCAGCCUCAGAGGUUCUACGGUCCGGCACAGAUGGCUCAGAUUCGUGCAACUCCACGCUGGCCUGCUCAACCACAGGUCCGCCCAAGUGCCCAGGCCGGCGCCUCUGGUUUCCCAAAUAUGCAGGGACCGUUUCGAACGGCCCCUCGUGCUCCAGGUGCUCAACCAGGCUCCAUGCGAAAUGCACUGUCAGCAAGGCCCAUUACAGGACAGCAACCAGUGGGUGCAGCAAACAUCCAGGGUCGUCCAAUGGCGCCCACAGUGUCUGUGUCAGCGCAGGGCCGCCAAACCAACUACAAGUACACAGCAAAUAUGCGCAACCCACCACAGCCGAUACCAGUUGCUCAGCAGCCCCCUGUCCAACAGGCUGUGCACAUUCAGGGGCAGGAACCUUUGACUGCAUCAAUGUUGGCAGCUGCACCACCACAGGAGCAAAAGCAGAUGCUGGGUGAGCGUCUGUUCCCAUUGAUUCAGCGUAUGUAUCCAGACUUGGCCGGCAAGAUCACCGGUAUGCUGUUGGAGAUAGACAACUCUGAGCUUCUUCACAUGCUUGAACAUCACGAGUCCCUCAAAGCCAAGGUGGAAGAAGCUGUGGCUGUGCUUCAGGCCCACCAGGCCAAGCAGGCUGCAUCCCAUGUGAAGAAGGAAUAAAUUUACAUCUCCCCACAUUCACUGUAAAACCAGGCGGUCGUCCAACAUAAUCUCAUGGUCAAGUGUUGAUGGUGAUGACCUGAAGAUGACAAUUUAAAGGGACGACAUUCCUAUGCAGCUGAAUUCCAUUACUGCCUGGUUGUUUCAUUCCGAGGAGGUCACGUGAAUUGAGCAUGAUACGAGGACAUUUUCUCUCUCUCUCCUUUGAAUUCUUAAACUUUAAAAAGAUACAUUUUGCUUAUAAAAUGUAAAUGUAGCAUUGUGGUUUUAAUUGUUCACCAUUGGUUGGUUGAAAUAAUUCUCGACACCUACAGUUCUCUGCUACCUUGACUGUGCCGAGAGACCAUUUGUUGGGUGUUAGAAAGCUACAGAAAUACGUAUAUAAUAAGAAACAAGAAAGUGGGGUCAACUUCCAGCCCUUAGCAUAAAACGCUUGGGGAAAAAAUAUAUGUAUAAGUUGUGUAAUGUUACUUAGAGACAUUUUUACCAAUGUUACAUUAAUGGACAAACCUUUAGUACAUAAUUGAACCCUAUGGUCAAAAUUUUCACAAUAAGGGUCCGUGUUACAGGUAGAGGGAAAUAUUCUGUCAUUUUCUGUCUUAAAACAGGCAGGCAUUAAUAUAGUAACUCACAGUUUGAACAUUUGUCCUGGUUUCAAGUAAUUGACAUGGAAAACCAGAGUUCAGAAAUAACUAAUGUAUCAUGUGACGACCUAAAAUGAAUCAGUUAUAUUUGCUGAAAUUUAUAUGACGUUGCAUAAAGCAAAUAAAUUAUUGCCAGCCCAUAAAAUGCCAUGCCUUCCUCAACCUUGCAAAAGUAGUUUAAAAACUGUGGACUAAUCUGAAAACCAAUGAAAAACUAAGUAACUGGAACACAACAGACAAUAUCAUAUAUAUAUUUAUUGGGUGUUAGAAAGCUACAAAAAUAUGUAUAUAAUAAGAAACAAGAAAGUGGGAUUAAGUUAUGCUUGAGGAAAAAAAAAUUAUAUAUUUUCCCCAAGCGUAACUUAAGAUUAAAUAUUUAAACAAAAAGCCUUGGGGUGGGGUGGGGUUAUUUUGCUAUGGGCCGGAAGUUGAUCCCACUUUCUUGUUUCUUAUUAUAUACAUAUUUAUAACGUCAUAUAAAUUUCAGCAAAUAUAAUUGAUUCAUUUUAGGUCGUCACAUGAUACGUUAGUUAUUUCUGAACUCUGGUUUUCUGUGUCAAUUGCUAGAAACUAGGACAAAUGUUCAAACUGUGAGUUACUAUAUUAAUGCCUGCCUGUUUUAAGACAGAAAAUGAGAAUAUUUCCCUCUACUGUAACACAAACCCCUAUUGUGAAAAUUUUGACCGUAGGGUGCAAUUAUGUACUAAAUUUUGCCCAUUAAUGUAACAUUGGCAAAAAUGUCUCUUAAGUAACGUUACACAACAUAUUGUUUUUGAAAACCCAUACAUAAAAAGAGAAAAAUGUGGAUGUACUACCAAAAUCGAUAACAAUUGUAAAAAAAAUCUAAAAAAAUGAUUGUAUAAACAUGUUUCCUGGUCCAAAAUCUCUUCAGUAAUACUUCAAAAUUGGUAGAUGAAAAUGUAAAUCCAACUUCUGGAUAAGAUUUAAGUAUCAGAAUUACUAGUAAGUAUAAUAUGAAAUAUGUAAUUUCAGUGGAAAAUCAAGGUUAAUAAUGAUAAUAAAGUCUUUUCUUUUCAGAGUU
Messenger RNA from Cryptotermes secundus, 3916 nucleotides. Its product is annotated as polyadenylate-binding protein 1. Gene Ontology annotation, molecular function: poly(A) binding; poly(U) RNA binding; mRNA 3'-UTR binding. Bases 338 to 2230 code for a protein of 630 amino acids. Gene Ontology annotation, cellular component: nucleus; cytosol; cytoplasmic stress granule. Lineage: Eukaryota; Metazoa; Arthropoda; Insecta; Blattodea; Kalotermitidae. The transcript has 10 exons. The record is from RefSeq and is a predicted model, not a curated record.